Messenger RNA from Vombatus ursinus (common wombat), 4006 nucleotides. RefSeq names its product cleavage and polyadenylation specificity factor subunit 6-like. Bases 9 to 572 code for a protein of 187 amino acids. NCBI's taxonomy places the organism in Eukaryota, Metazoa, Chordata, Mammalia, Diprotodontia, Vombatidae. The transcript has 2 exons. The record is from RefSeq and is a predicted model, not a curated record.
CCGGCUGGAUGAGCCGCUCGGCGCGAUACCAGGAGCCCACUGCUGGAAACUGGGCGUCCUCGCAAUGUAAACGACCCCCUCACUCUGAGCCCCUCGAAGAUAUUUCCCACGAUGCACCGCGCUUUGCGUCAAUCAGCCAGGGACGAGCUAAAGGGGUCAUGUUGCAGUGCGUGGAGAUGCCGCCUCUGACGUCACUAACCGGUGAAACUGAUCCCCCUGUGCUUUACAAGCCUCGUCCUCCCGCUCCCCGAGGGACAGGCUCCGCCCUCGGACCCCCAGUCGAGAAGAGCUGGGGGAGAGCAGCGGCGGAUGGAGGGGUCCUGGCAGUGGUCGCGCCUCGGAGAAGCCUCGCUUGGAGGGGAAGGGAAGGGGCUCCGCCCGGCCCGUGUCCACCUCUGCACCCCCUGCCCUGGCACAGCCCAGCCCCACCUUUUUCCCCCUCUCCCUGCUUGCCCCUCCCCCCGCCCGGGAUGCUCAGCGCCCACCUGCUUUCGCCUCCUCGUUAUUUGUGCGCGUUCCCCCGGCGCGUUUUCAGAGAAACUCUCGUUCGGCUGGUGUCUGAUGCCACAUGAACCUUCCGCGACGCGGACAUCGUAGAGGUGAAGGUUUAUCAUGCGUAAGCCCAGGUUCAGGAGAUCGAAAAACAACCAUGAACCUGGAUGGGUGAUACGACUGAUAGAGAAAAUUGUGUCGGACAGACAGAAGUGCUUUUAACAUAAACCGAUCUUUAUGGCCUUUAAAGUCAUCUGUUUUGUCACUUCAGACACUUCCUGAGCUCACGUGGGGUUUUCUUGGCAAAGAUACUGGAGUGGUUUGUCAUGCCCUUCUCCAACUCAUUUGACAGAUGAGGAAACUGAGGCCCAGAAAGGGGAGAGUGACUGACGGCCAGAAAUAGGCUUCAGGUCCACUGUCCCCCGUCCAGGGCUUGCCCCCACCACGACACUGUACUGCUUCCCCAAAAUGCCCGGUCUCUUGUUUCUUGGUUAUCCUGUUGAAACCGUUCGUGAAUGUAAAAAUGAAUUCUGUAUAUACAAAGUUACUAAUAGUGCCAUAUUGGACUGUAUCAAGUUGUAAGCUCUGUUUUAGAAGGAUAAAUUAGCAGCUUCAAAAUGUUUCAUGUCGGAGGCUUAAAUACUUUCUGCUUGUGUCCCUAACUUCAUGUGAUAAGACUCGCUUGUUCCCCUAACACUAAAAUACUAGGAAUAUUAUUGUCCAUACAAAGGAAUUUUGUGACAUGAUUAUUUUAGUUCCAGACUGAUAAGAUCUGAAGUGUAGGGGUGAGGGACACCUCUGGAAAAGACCUGUGUUCUGUGCUCAGUGUCCAACCACGGAAGCUGAAAAUCAUCUGGAAGGUCUUGUCUUACUCAGACACAUACAUGCACACAUUUAAGAAGCGUGUUAACUCUACUGCUGCUGCAGCUGCAUACGCUUUGAUCUGGUAGUCGUACUCCUGUGGCUUAGGUUUGCUCCACGCACGUGCAGCUGGGUCACAUUCCACCAUGAGUCAUUAAUUGAAAUGUUGGCCUGAUAGAAUAUUGCAGUGAAGGUGAAUCGGGGCAAGAAGGUGAAAUCCUUCAGGUACUCUCAAGUAUUUGGAAACAAGCACAAGUCUAGCAAAUAGAUUAUUUUUAUGUCAUUAAUUUUAAAAAGUAUGUUGUGCAGGCCUGUUUUACAUCCUCUGCGUUUUUCAAGGGCUGCCUGAAAUCCUUUUGCAGGCUGCAAGCUGAUGAAGGGCUCUAAGUGGCCCAAGGGCCGAGUGUUGUGUAGGCCUGUUCUAAGUGGUUAGCUUUGGAGACUAGGGCAUGUCUAAUGCCAUGUGCUCAGAAAGAGAGCCAGUUCUGUCAACACCUACUAGUUGCAUACUUGUGAUUUGAGAUAGAAGUGAUCAUUUAUACUAUGUUGCCUAACCGUUUAUUGAUAAAAAUGGAAAAAAUGCUCAUUUGUAAACUUUCUUGUUUCAAAGAAAGUGAUGAUCUUUCAUAAAUGUAAAUUAUGUGAAUAAUAAAGUAAUUUUAUACCACUCAAAAAAAGAGAGAGAGACAGAGCCAGGUUCCUCUGCAAGGUGAAUCUGCCUGGAAUCUGCCUAAGAAAGCUGGUUGUUCUUCAGGAUGUGGCCUGUUAGGAAGACCUGAGUUCAAAUCCAGCCUCCGAUACUUCCUACCUGUGUGAUCCUGGGCAAAACCUUUGAUUGCUUCACAAAAGGAUUCACUGGAGAAGGCAAACCACUCCAGUAUCUUUUCCAAGAAAGCCCCACAGACAGUAUGGUCCAUGGGGUCACUAAGCAUCAGACAUGCUGAACCACUCAACAACAGAAACCCAAAGCUACAGUAUUACCUGAUCUGCCACUUCAGUAACCCUGUCAAAUAAAGAAAGGAGUUCUGUUAAGUAUGACCUGACCUUUUAAAAGUGAACGUUGAUAUAUUUUAUUUUUACAUCAUUUUCCUUUCUAAAUCCUCUUCCUUUCCCUCCCCAGGGAUUCAUCCUUUGGUAAAAGAAGAGAAAAAAGAAGUUCAAUUUUCUUGUUUUAUUAUUAACUUCACAAAUAGAAACACGAACAUUUUACAUACAAAAAACAGACUGUACAUGACGAUGUGAAUCUCUAUUAUAUAUUAAGCUGUUUUUGUUUUUUAAAAAAGUAUAUAUUAAAUUCAAUGCAAUUAUACUAACACUGCCCUGAUUCAGUGCCUUUCUGAACUUCUUUUGUCUUCAGAGCAUUUAAAAACAUUUAAUUGAUGCUUCUUUCUUCUUUUUUUUGUGUCACUUUCUCUACCCAUUCAUUUCCCCCACCCCUGCAAAUAAAAGUCCUCCCUUGUCACAGUCAGGCAAAACAAAUUCACAUUGGCUAGGUUUCCUCUCCAUCACUAAAAACAAGAAUACUUGAGCAAGAUAAUUCAACUAUUGUUUGUUGUAUCAGCUCUGUUAGUAAUUGAAGUGUUAAACAUCCAGAAUACAUUCCUCCUCGAAUAAGGAAGGCAAUAUCUUUUCUCAUUCUCCACGGUUAUGCUGGGUGACUCUAAUUCCAUACUGUGGAAUUAGGAUUUUUUUUAUUAAUUGAUAUGACAUAUAUAAUGAAUAUACUAAUAAUUCAGUUUUUUAAGAGCUGCCUCUCUGGCUCAGGAGUCAGAAGCUUACAAUGCAACUUGAAAUAAUCAGACUUUGACAACGCUUGUAAUCACUGGCAUACUUGUGCCAGUGUAUCACAAGUGAACCAAAUCAAAGAUUGUAGAACCUGUUCCCACCACAGAAUUCCAGUUCUGUACCCUAGGGGAGAUGGUCAUGACUCCCAAAGACUUGACUCCAGAAUUGUAUUGUGGGAUUUGGGGGUUUCUUGUGGAUUACAAAUGAUUGUUUGUAAUCCACCUUUCCCCCCGCCCCAACCUGUGAUCUAAGUAUAUAACCUGUGCUUGUCCUUCAGCUAUGAGAACAUUCUUCACUCUGAAGCUGAUUAGUAAAACUACUUGAUUACUGGCACUCCCACUCUAGGCCUGCUAUGUGCGGCUCUGAGCAUUAUCAGGUUAAAGGCUGGCUCAGUAAAAAUCCUGUUCCCAACAGCAUUCAGUUAGGUUUUUCUGUUCCUCCCAUUUACCUGUAGUCCUUGUGUAUGUUGGGUUUCUAGUUCUGUUUACUCGGUGUCAGUUCACAUCAGGCUUUCUACAUAUCUUUGAAUUCUUCAGUCAUCAUUUCUUACAUCACAGAAACAUUCCAUUAUAUUCACGUGUCCCAGUUUGUUCCCCAUUCAACAGGCAUCCACUUGGUAACACCUGUUCUAGAUGAUGGUAUUGCAGUCAAAAUGAGUUGAUACAGAUGUUCUCUAUGUACAAUACAGCAUGUGCUCACUAAAGGUUUGUACCCAUGAACUGCCUUCAGAGGAUCUCGCUCCAGUAUGAGUUCUUUGAUACUGUUUAAGCAUCCCUCAAGCAUCCCCUCUCAGAGAAGGCUUUCUCACAUUCAUUACAUUCAAAAUGUUCUCUCCAAGGUGGUUGGUUGAUUGUUGACCUUCGUUCUU